GUCAUUCGUGACCCCAUCGACAAGAUCAAAAGUACCCUUGCUGUACGUUGGGACAGGGCCAAGACUGGAAACGUCAAUUGGGGCAACCAGUUUAAGGACGCCAUUUUCAACGUAUACGGCGACGACGAUGAUGAGGCAGAGGAGGCCCCAUCACUCCAGAUGAUGGACCUCUUCAUUGUUGUUGUGAACUCCAGCACGCAGUCCACAACAUGCAGAGGGCACAGUGGAGACUAG
Symbiodinium pilosum is the source of this 234-nucleotide messenger RNA. NCBI's taxonomy places the organism in Eukaryota, Dinophyceae, Suessiales, Symbiodiniaceae. The record is from the annotation of a GenBank genome assembly.